Messenger RNA from Neogale vison (American mink), 924 nucleotides. It is a transcript of the gene BLOC1S2, whose product is annotated as biogenesis of lysosomal organelles complex 1 subunit 2. The coding region runs from base 23 to 457 and encodes 144 amino acids. The transcript has 5 exons. Gene Ontology annotation, cellular component: BORC complex; BLOC-1 complex; gamma-tubulin complex. Gene Ontology annotation, molecular function: gamma-tubulin binding. The record is from RefSeq and is a predicted model, not a curated record. Gene Ontology annotation, biological process: lysosome localization; endosomal transport. Lineage: Eukaryota; Metazoa; Chordata; Mammalia; Carnivora; Mustelidae.
CGGAAGCAGCGCGGGGCCAGGCAUGGCGGCGGCGGCGGCGGCAGAGGGUGUCCCCGCGACCCCAAGAGAGGAGCCGGUUCGAGACGAUGCCGCCGUGGAGACAGCUGAGGAAGCAAAGGAGCCGGCUGAGGCUGACAUCACUGAGCUCUGCCGGGACAUGUUCUCCAAAAUGGCAACUUACCUGACCGGGGAACUGACGGCCACCAGUGAAGACUAUAAGCUCCUGGAAAAUAUGAAUAAACUAACCAGCCUGAAGUAUCUUGAAAUGAAAGAUAUUGCUAUAAACAUUAGUAGAAACUUAAAGGAUUUAAACCAGAAAUAUGCUGGACUGCAGCCUUAUCUGGAUCAGAUCAAUGUAAUUGAAGAGCAAGUGGCGGCUCUUGAGCAGGCAGCCUACAAGUUGGAUGCAUAUUCCAAAAAACUGGAAGCCAAGUACAAGAAGCUGGAGAAGCGAUGAAAAACUUACUCCUGUGGAUCAAAGUCUUUUUUAACAUGGAAGAAUGUUUUAUAAGACCUGAAUCCUGAGGCUGAUGAAUUGUCAAAACUCCUCGAAAGGAAACUGUGCUGGUCGUCCCAGAAAUGUACCAACAUUGGAGUAAACUGGAGGACUAUGGCUACCCCUGAACUUCUUUUGAGGCAGUAUCCCUCAGAAACUCACACUUAAUAACUUCUUACCUUUUACUUGAAUGUUUCAUCAUCCACUCAGGACAGAGAGUCUCUCAAAGUUCAGGAUAAGCCUGGGCUUGCCAGUGGAAUCAAAUGAGAGGAACCAUUCUUCUCUCAUAGUGGUUGAUUACUACAUUAUUUUCUUAAUGGCUGGUUUUUUGAGUUUCUGUGUCAACAGUGUUUUUUUCUAUUAAUGAUGCUGAUGUAUUGUUAAUAAGAUCCUAAAUUAAAAAAAGAAAAAAACUUGUUCUUAACAGA